AUAUUCGCUGCUGGGAUGCAGCCCACAUGUAUAGCAGUUGUCGUGCAUUGGGCAGCGAUGGCGUGGACGUCGACCCGAGGCCUCGCGCUUCAUGAGAAAUUGCCCAUCUUUGCGGCCAUGUUCCAGCAUCCGCCGACCACCGCGGUCCCAACCAGCCUUCAUGGGUGGUUUGACGCCAACCGGCUCGGUGCGCCCGACGCUAUAAGUCUCGUGACGCAGCUUUUACAGCAACCGUCCUUUGCACCCGAGGCCAUGGACUCGCGCAUCUUUCGGUGGGCGUGCCUCCAUGGGCAUGACGCGGCCGUCGCGGAGCUCGUGCGCGACCAUCGGGUCGACGUGACCGUCCAAGAUUUCUUUGGCGUGCGCAUGGCCCUCAAGCGCAACCGCGAUAUCGUCGACCUUCUCUGCGCACAGUACUCAAGCGUGGCGGAGGCUGUUUUCGACCUCGUCCAAGACACGUUCACGCAUGCGUGCCAUUAUGGACACCUCGACGCAAUCCAGUACAUGCUCGACGACCCGCGGCUCUUGCCCGCAACGAUGCACGAUGCGAUCGCGACGAUGGCCUUUAUCGACACAUACUGCGGGUUCACUAUGAUGUCGUGGCAGUCACAGCAUCACAUGACGCACAAGUCGACGCUCGCGGUCGUCGACCUCGUGCGGAAGCACCCGGCCUUCGACAUUGGCAAUCGGGACAGCCGCCUCUUUCGCUGGUACUGCCAUAUUGGCGACCUCGAGAUGGUGAAGGAGCUUCUAAAGCACCCACGAGUCGAUCCAAGUGCCAAGUCGAGUGCUGCGCUGAUGCUGGCGCGAUACAAUGAGCCCAUGACGGCGCUGCUGCUCGCUGACGGCCGCGUGGACCCCCUCGCCGCAGCGUCGAUCUCCAUCUUCUAUGAAUAACGUCGUCCCGAGAUGCGUUGUGUGCGUCUGCUCCAUGCAGCAAAGGCUUGUGCACCUCUUCACAA
Molecule: messenger RNA, 962 nt
Organism: Saprolegnia diclina VS20
Lineage: Eukaryota; Oomycota; Saprolegniomycetes; Saprolegniales; Saprolegniaceae
Exons: 1
Coding region: 16-897 (293 amino acids)
Source: RefSeq, a predicted model, not a curated record